Aphanomyces astaci is the source of this 3613-nucleotide messenger RNA. RefSeq lists its product as hypothetical. Gene Ontology annotation, molecular function: ATP binding; ATP hydrolysis activity; protein binding. Lineage: Eukaryota; Oomycota; Saprolegniomycetes; Saprolegniales; Verrucalvaceae. The record is from RefSeq and is a predicted model, not a curated record. The transcript has 13 exons. The coding region runs from base 25 to 1638 and encodes 537 amino acids.
UUUACGUUGAAGAGUUGACUCGACAUGGAGAAGGAGCAUGUCCCGGCGUUCGACUUCACCGACGACGACGACAGCAUUCAGCCAUUGCCCAAGAGACCAAACCCACAUGAUGGCGGCGUACUGCCGUCUCCCAUGGCGCUCAUUCCCAUCAGUGUCAAUCCAGACGUGACCAAGGAAGUUGAGUGCCAAUCGCCGCCGACCCAAGACACGUACUAUGACGACGACCACGACGAAGAACUGUCUCAAAUGCGACGCUAUUACGAAGACGACAAGAAUGGGUCCAUGCGACUCAAACUGCACGCGUCGACGAAGGAAUGCAUGACGCAUUAUGACUUGACAUCGUUGGAUGAGGAGGACCUCGUCAACAUCGAACUGGGGCCGCAGGAUCGAUCGAUUCGUUUCGGUCGCGAGGAUUUCGUAGGAUGCCUUCAGAGCACCGCGAUCACGUCGCUCGGGCUCCAUUGCUUGAGUGCCCAUCAUUGCACGGUUGAAUGGAGCGAAGUCGACGACGCGUCGCUGUAUGUGACCGACCUGAGCAGCACCAACGGCACGAUUGUCAACUCGACGCCCUUAGUCGCGAAUGUGCCCACUCGCGUCGGGCACGGCGAUAUCAUUCGCCUCGCAUACGUCAAGGAUCGACCUCGUCGAAGUUGCAGGAUUCAAUACGAAGUUGAAGACCCCCGCGUGAGUCGCAUGGACACGCCGUUCAAGUCCCCCGCCAUGGCGCUUGGUCACAACGUUCUGGGCAUUCUCUUUGCCGGGCCAUUGUGCUACCGCGAUGGCCCAAAGUUACGCUCCCACGACAUGCUAAACUUUCAAAAAGAAUACGACUGUCUGAAACAGUCCCUUUUCGCCGCGGCCAACAUGACGUGGAAAGACCACGUCAAUGAUGCGGGGAUGGCCAUGGUGCACGCGGCGCCGCCUAUCGAUGUGUCUGUGAGCUUUGCCACGAUGGACGCACUGCGCACGAUGGUCUCGUCCAAGUGCCGCGUGCUACAUUACUCUGGCCAUGGAGCCACCAAUUGCCUGUACUUUGAGAGCGACGAGCAGCAAGGCAUGGCGGACCUGAUUCCCGUCGACACAUUGCUGCAGAUCGUCCGCACGCAUGUCCAGCUCCAUCUGCGGCUCGUAGUCGUCAACUCUUGCAAUUCCGAACACAUUGCCAACGCGUUUGUCGAGUGUGGAGUCCCGCACGUGAUUGCUAUUCGCGGCGAUUCGACGGUGGAAGACUGCGAAGCCGUGCACUUUACCCAGGCGUUCUACUUGAAUUUAGCCACGGGGCAGCUCUCGGUCGAAUCGUGUUUCGAACAAGCACUCAUGACCGUGUCGUGGUCCCCGCAUCGCGUUGCCUCGACGGGCGUGGAGAAGUUUACGCUGUUGCCGACGCACCAACCGCACAACGAAGUCGUGUUUCCCCAUAUGGUCGUGCCACGCUCGUUGCACACGCCAUUUGAAGCGCGGUUUCCAAAGAUAUGGAACGUCUCGCUCCCCACGUUAUGUCCGACGUUUCGAUUUCGAUCGAUUGAACAACUUCGCUUGUGUGGAUACUUGACCGAAGAAAGCCAUUUGAAAUACAAGCGAUGGGUAUGGGUGACAGGGCCGUCCGGUGUUGGUAAGAAGAAUAAUAUUGUCCUUUGACCCAAAAUUUGGAUUUGUGUGUGCUGCUUUGCCAAAUCUAUCAAUCGAUUAGUGUUUGUACUUCCUCUUGUAUGUAAAAAGUGACCAGUUUCACACUAAUAUAAGUCACACACACUAAUUCGAUGUUGAGUGGUCGAAGAGGAGUAUUUGAUUGGCCACUUGCUUCGUGUUGUGGGUUUUGAUGGUCGAUACCGAUUUGGUGCUGCGCCUUCACCAACCCCAUCAUUCCAAUGUUUUGAAUCGACUUCUAUUAAUAUGCGACACUAAAUUGACUGGGCGUGUGUCCACACAUAAUAAAGGGAAAACCCAGUUGGCCCACGCGGUGGCCACCUAUUUGAGUCCGCGGAUGGCGUUCUUGGGUGGGGUGUACCAUGUCAACGUUGCCGAAUUGUGCGAAAAUGAUGCGGCUGUCGUGUUGAGCCCAGACAAGUUGCACCAUCCCCACGAAAGGAUUUACGAUAAACUCGAGUGCAUGCUCGACGAAUUCCGAGCGUGUGCGGGUCGACGUAUGCGACGAAUGCACAAAUUGACACGGCAUAUUCACGGCGCCCCCAUGCUCGUGGUCCUGGACGGCUGCGAUACUGUACUGCUUGGCGAUGCGCAGAUGUUCACGACAUUUGUUAACUCGCAGCUCGCCGACAACAUUGGCCUCAAGGUGCUCACGACGUCCGUGUACUUCUGCCAGACAGACCGCGUGCACGACCACGGCCUGUAUGUGUUUAAGACGCCCCCCAUGACAAGGAAGGCGUCGGCCAAGCUGCUCGUGGACAUGGUAUUUCCUCGCAAACUGCCGUUGCAGGGCAUGACUCGGUCGCCGCUGUAUGCCGUCCACAUGGCCGACACCAUGGACAACGUAUAUGCCGUUUUGGCCGCGCAUCCAGUGAUUCAAUCGCUACGGGGCAUCCCGCGUGCGAUUUGUCGAUGUGCCAACAUAUUAUUGGCCCAAGACUCUCCAUUGUCAGUCGACGCGCUGCUACAUUUAGGUGAAAUGCACACUCCUACCAACUAAGUGCUAUUGCAAUCGUGCAGAGACUACUACUCCAGAGACUACUACUCCCGACGCAUGUUCGUAUGGCGUUCGCGGUCGAUCAGAGGACGACAGCGGCGGUAUGGCAAACCCGUUGUACUGUGCAGUCGUCGGGGGGGGUCUAGAAGUGGUCGGCAGCGGACUGGCAACAUGUGGCGAUACGUCGAGCGUUAGCGGGGGGCGGAUGAUUUUGAUGCGGGGGGACCCGCCCAGGGACAACGGCCGCGUGGCCGAGUACCGCGGGGAACACGGCUGCGAUGGCAGGAUCAUCAGGGGUAAAUGUGUCGGCUUGGGGACGACACACUUGGGCGUUUCGGAUCGAAUCGACGUCGUUGGGCGUGAUGUUGUUGGGGGGGCGGCGACGUCCAUGGCUAAGGGUGGCAGAUGGUCAAAGAGUGAUAUGUCGGUGGCCUGGGGCUGCAGGCGCCCCGUCGGAGCUGGUAAGAGCAAUGAAGAGUGUGAUUUGAGCCUGGAUUGCACGAGCGCCACGACUUUGGACAUUUGGCGGUCGUCUGCGUGUAGUUGCCGCGUGUGUUGAAAUAAGUGCACUUGCGACUGUCCGGGGGACUGCAUGUCGCUGCGAAAGUGCUGAAACGACGACACGAGCGAGUGGUGCUUGGUGUAUGCAAACAUGCGGCCAUCGAUUCCAGCAGCAGCAGCCGACGACGACAAUGACCGAUUCAUGGCCAUGGCGAGGCGCUGGAUGCAUCGGAGGAACUCGUGAAAGUUGAGAUCCAAGGAUUCGCGGCUUUCGGAUUUGGAAAACCCAACGUCCAGCUUGGCGGCGUUGUAUUCUUGCACGAUUUCCUACAUGAAUUAUAUCGUUCAUUUCGUAGGUUAGAGUAGACACGUAGGUAGGUAGGUAUAUAUAUAUGGUGGAAUUUGAUGAAUAUGAGAAAUGCUCAUAUGUUAUACAUUCAACGAAUAUGGCGACUAUGAAGUGAAAUG